Messenger RNA from Alligator mississippiensis (American alligator), 1284 nucleotides. It is a transcript of the gene KCTD16, whose product is annotated as potassium channel tetramerization domain containing 16. Gene Ontology annotation, cellular component: postsynaptic membrane; presynaptic membrane. The record is from RefSeq and is a predicted model, not a curated record. Lineage: Eukaryota; Metazoa; Chordata; Crocodylia; Alligatoridae. Gene Ontology annotation, molecular function: protein binding. The transcript has a single exon. Bases 283 to 1284 code for a protein of 333 amino acids. Gene Ontology annotation, biological process: protein homooligomerization; regulation of G protein-coupled receptor signaling pathway.
GUGAAUAAUCGUAGGCUUGGCAUGACCUUGAUUUUUGGGGCUUUGCUGGAAGAUCUGAUGAUGUGAUUGCAUUUCACAAGGCGAUUGCUCUCCAUCCACUGUUUAAGCCACUUUUCAAGCUUCUGUGACACAGUCACUUAUGGACAAAUCUGACUUUUUUUUUUUUUAAAUAAACCCCUUGGUGUUUUCCUUUUCCUGUUACAUGGUAGGAGCCUUAUUUUAUACUUUGAUGUGAUUUAUAGCCCUGCCUUUCUUUGUGGUUGAUUUUUGUUUGAAAAUACAAUGGCUCUGAGUGGAAACUGCAGGACUUACCUCCCUGCUAGAGAACAAGGGGCUGGUCUUCACUCCUUCCCUGAGGUGGUGGAGCUAAAUGUGGGUGGCCAAGUUUACUUCACUCGCCAUUCCACCCUGAUAGGCAUCCCCCACUCCUUGCUGUGGAAAAUGUUCACCCCGAAGAGAGACACAGCCAAUGAUCUAGCCAAGGACUCCAAGGGAAGGUUCUUCAUUGAUAGGGAUGGCUUUCUUUUCCGCUACAUUCUGGACUAUCUCAGGGACAAGCAAGUGGUCCUGCCUGACCACUUCCCAGAGAAGGGAAGGCUCAAGAGGGAAGCUGAAUACUUCCAGCUCCCAGACUUGGUCAAACUCCUUACUCCUGAUGAUAUCAAGCAAAGCCCUGAUGACUAUUGCCACAGUGAUUACGAGGAGGUUUCCCAAAGCAGUGACACAAGAAUAUGCCCCCCAUCAUCGCUCUUACCUUCUGACCGAAAGUGGGGAUUCAUUACCAUUGGGUACAGGGGGUCAUGCACCAUCGGCAGAGAGAGCCAAGCUGAUGCCAAAUUCAGGAGAGUUCCAAGGAUUUUGGUUUGUGGAAGGAUUGCUCUAGUCAAAGAGGUCUUUGGAGAAAGUUUGAAUGAGAGCAGAGACCCCGAUAGGGCUCCGGAAAGAUACACCUCCAGGUUCUAUCUCAAGUUCAAGCACCUAGAGAGGGCUUUUGACAUGCUGUCAGAAUGCGGAUUCCACAUGGUGGCCUGUAAUUCCUCAGUAACGGCUUCUUUUGUCAACCAAUACACAGAUGACAAGGUCUGGUCCAGCUAUACUGAAUACGUCUUCUACCGUAAGUACAAGCUAUUUGCAGUGCAAAAAUUAAUCAUCUGCUUAAAGUCGGUCUUUUUUUCAAAUUUUUCUUGGUUUCAAAGCACUGGCAGACUUGAUUUUACUGUAUCUGUUGCUGACGGAAGUUGUCCUUUGAUAAAACGGGAUCCCAGUGGCUAUGUUUUAGGUUAA